This is a messenger RNA of Trichoplusia ni (cabbage looper), 2842 nucleotides long. RefSeq names its product alkaline phosphatase-like. Gene Ontology annotation, molecular function: alkaline phosphatase activity. The record is from RefSeq and is a predicted model, not a curated record. Lineage: Eukaryota; Metazoa; Arthropoda; Insecta; Lepidoptera; Noctuidae. The transcript has 13 exons. Gene Ontology annotation, biological process: dephosphorylation. The coding region runs from base 777 to 2600 and encodes 607 amino acids.
CGUUUGGGAGGAACUUCAGCCGUCAAGAUCGAAUAAAGUUGAGGCCCAAUUGAAAAAAAAGCAUGUUUGUAUACGCAUUCUUGAAUGCUCAAAAAUGAUAAUCACCAUCACUAAAUAAUAAACACACCGGUUGCAUAAAAAUACCGUACUUAACGCUUAUUAAUGUCAGAAAAUGGACACGGAAAAGUUAGAAGCCAUCAUUUACUAAAAGAUAAAUUGACUUAACUAACCACAUAGUAUCAUCAUACUUUUUUAUUACUAUUAAGUUCGUUUAGAAAGUUUACAGUAAUUUUGAACUCUCUUCGAUGUGUCACCAACUGUUACGCGCAUGCGCGAUGCUUACACCCUUUCAGUUGGACCAGUUAGUUUCGACAAGCGCUCGAAAGCGGACGACGCAUAGUGUGACGUCACGUUAACAGUACAAAGCUACGAGUUCGAUACUUGAAAAAGAAAACGUGUAUUUGAAUAAAGUGUUCGAUUACUCUGAAAGUAGGUUUCAUAUCAACUUUGAAGGUACUUGUUAAUAUAGUUUUAAAGUGAGUUUUUGUGUGACUUAGGAUUCAAAUAAGUGGUUUUGGAUACAAAACUAACUUUGUGGUAGUGUAUGUAUAAAACUUUUGAAGCUGUAAUUGCGUGGAUGAACUGCCCAAAUUCAACACUAAGAUCAAGCUUCAGUGAAAACAUUAAAGGUUGAGGGGCAGUUAAGUGGAGAACUUUAGCGUGAGUUUCUUCGGGCCGCCCGGGAAAGACUGCAGCACCGAUGAGGCUUGUGAAUCAUGAGUGCUUGGUGCUGCAUCGCGAUCAUGAUGUCUACUAUCAGUACCAGCGUUCUUUCGCCGGCGCCGCAGAAGACUGAGGCAAAAGAAGCAUAUGAUCGCCACUACUGGUAUGCACAGGCACAGGAAACGUUACAAAAACGUCUUCAGUACGCAGCUGACAAAAAUCCAGUUGCCAAGAACGUGAUAUUAGUAGUGGGGGACGGCAUGAGCCUGACGACGGCUACCGCAGCCAGGAUACUUCGCGGGCAGCGGCGAGGUCAGACCGGGGAAGACACGGACUUGGCCUGGGACACCUUCCCUGCCGUCGCUUUAGCGAAGACUUACAACAUAGAUGCCCAGACCGGUGAAUCUUCGGCUUGCGCUACCGCUCUGCUUUGUGGCGUGAAGGCACGCUACGAGACCCUGGGUCUAGACGCCGGUGGAAGGUUCAACAGCUGUUCCUCAACGAUCAAUUCCAAAGUUACAUCUUUGGUCGACUGGGCACAUGAAGCUGGUAAAUCAAGUGGCAUCGUGACCACAGCUCGGAUAACCCACGCGACUCCUGCGGCGUUGUACGCGCAUGCUCCGUCGCGGUACUGGGAAGACGACAGCCGAGUGCCACCUACUGUAAGAAAGGACUGCAAGGAUAUUGCCAUGCAGUUAGUAGAAAAUGAACCGGGGAGAAGUAUGAGUGUUAUAAUGGGUGGUGGUAGAAGACAUUUCCUGCCAAAUGUGACACCUGAUCCAGAACAUCCUAAUAGAGAAGGAAGAAGGCUAGAUGGAAGAAAUCUGGCAGAAGACUGGGCAAGAGAAAAGAAGAGACGGCGGUUGAGAGCCCAAUACAUACAUACAAAAGAACAACUUACUAAAUUGGAUCCUAGGACAGUCGAUUACGUGUUAGGUUUAUUUGAAUACUCUCAUAUGGAGUUCAAUGCUGAGCGCGGGGCCGUAGCUGAUGCAGAGGAAGGCGCGGCUGCGACAUCAGCUGUUAAAGCAGAUGACCCAUCCUUAGCUGAUAUGACUAGAGCUGCUCUGUCAAUUUUAACUAAAAAUGACAAGGGAUUCUUUCUACUUAUUGAAGGUGGAAGGAUAGACCAUGCACAUCACUACAAUAAUCCAUAUCGAGCUCUCGACGAAACUUUGGAGUUAGAAACCGCACUGUUGGCAGCAUUAGAGAGGGUUAAUCCUGCCGAAACUUUGAUCGUAGUCACCGCCGAUCACGGUCAUGUAAUGACUUUUGGAGGACAGGCUACACCGAGGGGGCACCCAGUUUUAGGUGCGGAUACCGUAGUAUCUGAUAUUGAUGGAUUACGGUACUCCACGUUGUUGUAUGGGACUGGGCCUGGUCACUCAGAGCCUAGAGCUUUGCCGUUGAAUACUACGGCCUCUGCUGCAGCUUCGGCUGAUGCUGUGCAUGCAGCCGCAGUGCCAAGACAGUGGGCGACUCAUGGUGGAGAAGAUGUCCCCAUUUAUGCUUUAGGUCCCAUGGCAACAAUAUUGUUUGCCGGGGUAGUGGAACAAAGCUACAUACCUCAUGCCAUCGCGUAUGCUGCUUGCCUUGCCCAUCAAUCGAGAAGAUGUCAAGAAAAAAUCAACUUUACCCAACCACCGCAGGAAAAGCCUCCGAACUGCGUACCACCAGAAGUGAGCAGCGUUUCAGCUGCUGAAGAAACUCGAAACGACGGUUCCAGUGGACGUCGCAUCGUGGUCGCUUCGAGUGUCAUGGCAGACGAAAGAGCGCCACGCUCAAACGCUCCGCCUAUGACCACGCGCUACCUAUUAUCAAGAAUGACGUCAUACAUUGCUCGCCUAAGUUUCGUCUUAAUCGUCUUUGUUUUAUAAAUAUAAUAAAAUCAAGUGUAAAUAUUUAACACGCGAACAUUCGCCCACGAAUUUCUGCUAGUAUUAAUGACUGUUUCUAAUAGUUGGGUGUGAACUGUGUUCGGUGUUUCAGUGAUCAAAACCUUUUGUACAGCCAUUGUUGUAAAUACGCGAUCAGGUUGUUUAUAAGAUAAUAUUGUAAAUAUAAAUGGAAUUAUGAUUGCUAUUUAUUUAGUCUUAUCAUUAAAUUAAUUUUUAAAUGA